GCCUCAAAAAAUCCUCUCUCUCGCACCAUUGGUACAUGAGCCACUUACAACUUUUGGCGUACAACAAAAGCCAUUGCCAACGCCCCUCAUCCGAUAGGGCCAGUGGGGUUCUGCAUCAUGGAUCUAGCAUGUUUAAAACACUCCCAACUCGGGUUGAAAGCCGCACUUCUUACAAGGGUUCCAUAAAUAUGUACACAUUCCUUUCCUGGCUCUCGUAGAUCUUGCUUCUUCUUUGUCUUUUGCGCUGUUUCCCCUCUCUCAGUAACUCUGUAGGAGCUCAUCAGCACAGCCAUGGAUGCAGCAAAGCCAAGCUUGAAGGCCUCAGCUUCUGAGAGCCUUCAAUCAGAGUUGUUGACCAGUUUUGCGCCCACUUCUUGGUCAGGUCCAAUCAUUCUUGGGGCCCUUCUUGGUUAUGUCGCACUCUGUUCUCUUUUGCGUUUCUCCAGAAUUAACUCGCUUCGAUCCAAGUUGGGGUUUCACGACCGCGCUUCGUUGAGUCGCAUGACAAAUCAAGAUGCAUUUCAAGUUGUUCAGAAUAUCGCUAGAUUCGAGUUCCCGUUAUUCUAUGACCUUGCGGUUCGAUUGGCUCUAUUUGAGACAUAUGCUGUUCAAAACGUUGCUCAUGUUCUCUAUGGUGGCAGCGAUCUAGCUAAUCGAAAGAAGGCGCCCAAAAGAUAUGCAGAUACUGAAGCCGUCUAUGUCUGCUUCGCAAACUUCCCUCCUACGUCGCCUGUUCUUCACAAAGCGGUUGCGCGCACAAACUUCCUUCACGCUCCAUAUAUCAAGAGCGGCAAAAUUAAGCAAGAAGAUCUGCUUUAUGUGCUCUACGCCUCUUUUGCUGAGCCUGUUCGGUUCCUCAACAUCUAUGAGUACCGCAAACUCACCGGCAUGGAAGUUGCUAGCCUAUCAACUCUGUGGAAGUAUGUUGCAGACAUGAUGGAUAUCGACUACAGGACUGUGCUCGGGAAGAAUGAGUGGACAGAUGGUCUCGAAUUCUUCGAGGACAUGACACGCUUUGGAGGAGACUACGAGGACAAAUAUUUGCGCCCUACACCGGAAAUCCAGAAACUAGGCCAUGUUCUUAUGGAGAUGCUGUUGGAUUCGUAUCCCAAGAUUGCUUCUCCCCUUGGAUAUCCGGCAGCUUGUGUCCUUAUGGGACCUCGCUUGAGACGAGCAUUUGGUUUCCCAGAGCCAGGUUUGGCUAUUACAGUUCUGACAUACAGUCUCUUGCUUGUUCGAAAACUCAUCGUCCGCUAUCUCUGCCUCCCUCGCUUAGCACCCUCCAUAUACCUCUCCGAUCCUGACGAGCAGACCGGACGCAUCAAGUCAUAUCAUUACAUGAAAGAGCCAUUCUAUGUUCCUCCCACUUUCUGGCAACGUUGGAAUCCCGAAGCAAUUAUCACAUGGCUAUCUGGUGGGUUACUUCCCGGCGAUGGCGGGCCUAGUAUGAAGUCCGAAGGUUUCCUUUUUGAGGAUUUGGGUCCUGAUAAGGUUGUUGGCAAGGGUGUUGAAGAGACUAAGGGUUUCGAAGCGAUUGUCAAGACGAAAGCGUUCGCGGGUUGUCCUUAUAAGUCGUCCGAGAACUAGACUGUUUCUUGGCGUGACUGGAGGGAGGCAUGUAGUGGAUGAUAAGGUAGAUUAUGCUUUUAACUGGUUGUAUAUGUAGAUGACACCAUAGCCUGGUUAGCAUUUAGCGAUCUUAGGAUAUCUCCACUAGCUUGCUGUAUAUAGUUUUUGGGCUGGGUAUUCUAUUGGAACUUGGAGUUUCAUGUAGUACUUGCUUAGCUUUAAGGCUUAUAGCGUUUUGCAAACUCAUAAUUAUAUUAUUAGGUCAGAUUAUUCGAUUUCUUCAAAAAUGAGCCAUCUGUC
This is a messenger RNA of Fusarium odoratissimum NRRL 54006, 1869 nucleotides long. RefSeq lists its product as uncharacterized. Bases 292 to 1587 code for a protein of 431 amino acids. Lineage: Eukaryota; Fungi; Ascomycota; Sordariomycetes; Hypocreales; Nectriaceae. Gene Ontology annotation, molecular function: oxidoreductase activity. The transcript is spliced from 5 exons. The record is from RefSeq and is a predicted model, not a curated record.